UUAUAGAAUAGGCACAAUCCUCCAUUACACUACCGCUGUUUUACUGAAAGAAGAAUUGAGAAUGGCGAGAAGGCGAUUGUUGCUGUUGUUAAAGCCAUUCGAUAUGUUACCAUCACGCCAAUUCGAUGAUAGUUCUCAUUUCAGAAACCCUAAGGGUUAUGUCCUCAUUGAGCUGAAGAUGUGUCAUGUCUUGUGUAAUCAUGUUUCUCCGCUUCUUACUUGGUCUACCUUUACAUCUAGUCAAACCUAUCACCGUUGACCUCUCGGACCUCCUCACUAGGGCAUUUGAGCUUCUGUUAUUCACAUGUACGAACCAUCUCAACAUCGCUUUCCGCAUCUUGUCUAUCACCGUGGCUACACUCACCUUGCCCCGUAUAUCUUCUUGACUGGUCAUCCAUCUAAGAAUCCUCAUUUCUGCUAUUUGAAGGCGUGACUUCAUGACUAGCCAACACUACACCCAAUACAACACAGUCGGUCUAACAACCACUCUAUAGAACUUACCUUUAGGUUUCGGUGACACAUUCUUAUCAAUAGGACACUGGAUGCGAGCCUAUAUUUCAUCCAUCCUGAUACAAUACGAUUUGCUACAUCCUCGUUGAUCUACCAUUUUCUUGGAUUAUUAACUCAAGAUACUUGAAGCUUCCACCUUCUUGUGGAUGACUUGUAUAUCAAUCCUCGCUUCCCCAUCCACCUCCAGUGAUGAGAAACUGAACAUGUAUUCCAGUACUCUUGAAACCAUUAGACUCUAGGCUUUGUCUCCAUAUCUCCAACUCCUUUGUACUCGUACUAGUUGAGGCAAUGGACAGGGGUGGCCUGCUUUGUGGCGUUCCGUGUUUAAAGGUGGAACAACAAUGGUUGAAGGAUGGUAGUUCAAGCUACCUAUUCAACUGACCACCCUUCCGCCACUUUAUCGCAGGUUAUAAAAUAUCUAGACAGUAGAUCUCUGGUUCAUAUGGAGGCUAUUAACUUCUGUCAGAAUAUUUUGAGGAAAAAGCAUGUCGAUUGGGAAGCUGUUUAUCGUUUUAAUCUAUGUCGGCCGAUCCGUGAUGUAGAUUUAGUAGUUACCAUAGGGGGAGAUGGUACGUUACUGCAGGCAAGCCAUUUUAUGGAUGAUUCCAUUCCUGUUCUAGGAGUAAAUUCUGACCCAACUCAAGCAGAAGAGGUUGAAGAUUGCAAUAAAGAAUUUGACGCUACAAGGAGUACAGGAUAUCUUUGUGCAGCAACUGUUAAGAACUUUGAACAAAUAAUAGAUGAUAUACUUGAAAAUCAUGCUAGACCUUCUGAAGUCUCAAGGAUGUCAAUCACUCACAACUCAAAGCAACUUCCGACUUACGCACUUAAUGAUGUUUUAAUUUGCCAUCCUUGCCCUGCUACAGUUUCUCGAUUCUCAUUCAGUAAAAAGAAAGAGGACCAGUCUUCUUCUUCAAUGGUGCAUUGCAGAUCAAGUGGACUUAGAGUGUCAACAGCUGCUGGGUCAACAGCAGCAAUGCUUUCAAGUGGUGGAUUUGCAAUGCCAAUUUUGUCCCGAGAUCUCCAGUAUAUAGUGAGAGAACCCAUUUCUCCUGGAGCUUAUAAUAGCCCGAUGCACGGUACUGUGAAGCCUGAGGAGUUGAUGGAGAUUGCAUGGUAUUGCAACGAAGGGCUGAUUUAUAUCGAUGGCUCUCAUAUUAUUCACUCUGUUCAACAUGGGGAUAUCAUUGAACUCUCUUGCAAAGCUCCAAAAUUGAAAAUUUUCUUGCCAUCUCACUUGAUAUCCUCAAAGCCUGCAGGGAUGACGGUUGUGGCCUAGGAUUCUGCUCUCUAGACUUGCAACUCCAGAAACACUAUUACGAGGAGAUGUGGAUCACAUUUCAAAGUAGUUCUAAUCAUGCAAAAGAGGUAGUUUCUAGUUGAAGAUGCUUAUAGACUUAUCAGUUAUCACAUUGUUUUAGUAUGAACAUUGAGGUGUCCGAGUUGAGUCCUCCUUAAGGAGAUGUUAUGAGGUUUAUCUAGGUUUCGAGUUAGUUACAUACACAUAAAGAAAACCCGAUUGGGAACUUGCUCUGAGAAAUCUGGCAUUGAAGAUAGGGAUACAAAGCAUAGACACUGGGAUACACAGUUUCCUUUUUAUAC
Molecule: messenger RNA, 2112 nt
Organism: Solanum pennellii
Lineage: Eukaryota; Viridiplantae; Streptophyta; Magnoliopsida; Solanales; Solanaceae
Product: NADH kinase
Exons: 7
Coding region: 863-1789 (308 amino acids)
Biological process (GO): NADP+ biosynthetic process; NAD+ metabolic process
Molecular function (GO): NAD+ kinase activity
Source: RefSeq, a predicted model, not a curated record